Molecule: messenger RNA, 980 nt
Organism: Sceloporus undulatus (fence lizard)
Lineage: Eukaryota; Metazoa; Chordata; Lepidosauria; Squamata; Phrynosomatidae
Product: olfactory receptor 5V1-like
Exons: 1
Coding region: 21-980 (319 amino acids)
Biological process (GO): G protein-coupled receptor signaling pathway
Cellular component (GO): membrane
Molecular function (GO): G protein-coupled receptor activity; olfactory receptor activity
Source: RefSeq, a predicted model, not a curated record
CUCAUUUCUAGACAUAAAACAUGGAGCAGAUCAAAAAUCAAACUAUGAUCCCUGAAUUUGUCUUCCUGGGCUUCUCUGCUUUCCCUGAGCCUCAUCUGGUGUUUUUUCUUCUGUUUCUGGCAAUAUAUCUCACUGCUUUGCUUGGUAAUGGGUUUAUCCUGACCACUGGAUGGCUGGAUUCUGGCCUCCACACACCCAUGUACUACUUCAUCCGACAUCUCUCAUUCCUGGACAUCUGCUAUAUAUCAGUCACGCUGCCCCACAUGCUGAAGAAUCUAGUGGCUGAGAUAAAGACAAUAUCUAUCCAGGACUGCCUGGCCCAACUUUACUUCCUUGUGGCUUUUCUGGGUGUUGAGUGUCUCCUCUUGGCUGUAAUGGCAUAUGACCGCUAUCUUGCCAUCUGCCACCCACUUACGUAUGCUGUCUUCAUGAAUAGGAAACUGUGCACUGGGUUGGUGGCAGCCUCAUGGACCUGUGGGCUCCUCAAUGCUGUGAUGCACACUGCCAUGACUGCGCAACUGCCCUUCUGUGCUUCUCACAGCCUUGAUCAUUUAUUCUGUGAUGUUCCUCAGCUUCUCAAGCUGUCCUGCCAGGACACAUUCUUGAACCAGAUCACAUUGUUCGUGGUCACCUUUCUGCUUGGUGUCAGUCCUUUUCUAUGCAUCGUAGCUUCCUACACCCACAUUGUGAUAGCAAUCCUGAGGAUUCGCACCACCCAGGGCCGCCACAAAGCAUUCUCUACCUGUUCCUCACACCUCAUAGUGGUUAGCUUGUUUUACAGCACUUGCAUGUUCAAUUACAACCGGGCUAGAGCCAGCCAUUCAGUACUGAUAGACAUCUUGGCAUCUGUGCUGUACAAUGUUGUGACUCCAAUGCUGAACCCAAUCAUUUAUUCCCUGAGAAACAAAGAGAUGAAGGAAGCUCUGAAACGUAUACUCAACCCAAAAAAUGCCAUCCUUCUUCUAGCGCCAGCUUAUUAG